Messenger RNA from Papaver somniferum (opium poppy), 1950 nucleotides. RefSeq lists its product as uncharacterized. Lineage: Eukaryota; Viridiplantae; Streptophyta; Magnoliopsida; Ranunculales; Papaveraceae. The record is from RefSeq and is a predicted model, not a curated record. Gene Ontology annotation, molecular function: zinc ion binding. The transcript has 7 exons. Bases 1 to 1950 code for a protein of 649 amino acids.
AUGGAGAAACUGUUUGUUGGGAAACAAUGCCUGAGUAAAGAACAUUGUAGGGACUAUUUGAAGGAUCUAGCACUUGACCUGAAACAUUCCGUUGUUCAAAUGAGAAACAAAAAAAAAAAGCAGCAAGAAUAUAAAUGCAAAGAUGAGACUUGUCCAUGGAGGGUUUACUGCUCUGUACUUUCUGAUAAGCAAACAUUUGAAUGCAAAAAAAGUCAUUUUAUCCACACUUGUGAGGCAAUUCAUGGUCUCAAGCAUCCAUUGGCCAAUGCAAGAUGGGUAUCCAAGGUGAUGCUUGAAUCUUUCAAAGCACAUCCAAACUACGAGCCUAGGUACUUCAUGACUGAGGUAAAGAAGAAUCACAAGGUUGAUAUUUCAUAUCAUACUGCUUGGCAUGCUUAUCAUCUGUUUAAUGAGAAAAUUUUGGGUAGUUAUGAGGAAGGAUGUUUUGUGAAGUCUGCAAGACCUACUCUAGGACUAUAUGGAUGCCACUUUUCUGGAAAAUAUGGUGGUACUUUGUUGGCCAUCACAUGUCUUGAUGGCAACAAUGGUAUUUUUCUCAUUGUUAUAUACAUCUGUGAGUCAGAGUGUAAGGAAGAAUGGAUACAUUUUCUAAGUCUAGUGGUUGAGGAAUUGAAGGCACACCCCAUGGCUUUGAAUUUUAUAAUUGACAGGCACAAGGGUUUGAUUGAAGGUGUUGCUGUAAAUUUCAGUGAUAUAAAUCACUAUCAUAGGUACCGCUUUAGACAUAUUUACAAGAACUUUAAGAAGCUUCAUCCUGGCAAGAACCUUGAGUUUAUGACAUGGAGAGCAGCAAGGUCAUUUAGUGAGGUAGAUCAUAAAAUUUGGAUGGACAGACUCAAAGAGGCAAAGGCAUCUGCACCAGAGUGGUUUGUCAGAGAACCAUUUGAGACAUGGGCAAGAGCUUACUUUGAUAGGUCAUCAAAGUGUGAGCAUGUGACAUCGAAUUUUUGUGAAGCUUUUGAUUCAUGGAUUGUUGGUUUGAGGAGGUUGCCUGUAUGUAAGUUAGUUCAGAAGUUUCAUUUGCUUAUGAUGAGAAUCUUUUAUGAUAGAGAGCAAAUGGGUAAGAAAAUGCAUGAUGAUGGAGUGGUCCCUAGAGUGACAGAAAUUGUUAACAAGCACUUGUAUUUUAGCCAUGAGUUCACUACACAACCUUCAUCUGUGAAUAUUUGGCAAGUUUUUGACACAAAGAAGGACAUAUCAUGGGUGGUGAACCUGGAACAGCAUACCUGCACCUGCAAUUCAUGGAAAGUAUGUGGAUUACCAUGUGUGCAUGCUAACUGUGCAAGUUUACGUGCAAGACCAAAGAGUUAUAAGAAGUAUGUGCACUCUUACAUGCAGAAUUCAAGGGAGGUAAAGCCUCCUAAAUGUGGUAGACCACCAGGUAGACCUAGAUGCCUAAGAAGAAGGGACAGGGAUGAAGGUGGCAAUAGCAGAAAAUACAUGUGUGGAGAUAUUAUGUGUAUGGUCAUAACAGGAGCACUUGUAAAGGAGCUUCAACUGAAGAUCAACAUCAAGUUGUUUGGCUUAUUUGUUCAUGUUAUUUAUGUUUCAUCUCCAGAAACUUACACAUGGCCUCAUGUGAGGCCUGAUCCAGGUACUAGGCCGCCACCACCUUCAACAUAUGCAGAUGAAACUAUUGCAGCACCAGCUCCAAGGAACAAACCAAUGACUACAUGUGGUGGUAGAAAGAUGAGAGGUGGAGAUACUCAACCAAAUGCAUCAACUUUAACUAAUGCACCAUCUUCAACUGUUGCUGCACAAUUUUCAACUGCAACUGCUGCAUCAGUUCCACCUACAUCUGAACCAACAGUACCAACUACUAUAGGAAGAGGAAAUAGAGGAGGCAGGGAUGGACGAGGAACUAGAGGAGGAAGAGGUGGAAGAGGAACUAGAGGAGGCAUAGGUGGUGAUACUGCACCAUUUCACUGA